AUGACAUGGUCUCAUACUCGUAUAAAAAUACCAAGAAAUCGUGAAGCCGGAGAUAUACUUCUCUGGAAUGACUACUUUUCUGACAACCCCACCUACCCAGCUAACAUAUUUCGUAGGAGAUUCAGAAUGCGGCGAGAAUUGUUCAACCGAAUAUUGGCAGAUGUGGUGUCUAGAAAUCCUUAUUUUGCUCAAAAAAGAGAUGCUUGUGGCAUUCUUGGAUUAUCCCCUCAUCAGAAAGUAACUGCAGCAAUCCGAAUGUUAGCUUAUGGAUGUGCAGCAGAUGCAAUAGAUGAGUAUUUACGCAUUGGAGAAACCACCGUUUUAGAAGCAACCCGUCGGUUUUGCAAGACGAUUGUGAUUGCUACUAUUGUGAUGGCCAUUAAACAACCAGAUACACCGAAAAAAUAUAAAUUUUCAUCGAUGCAAGAGGGAGCACGGAAAGAUGUAGAGCGUGGAUUUGGUGUACUGCAACAACAAUUUGCCAUUGUCAAACAACCUGCACGAAUGUGGAACCCGGAUGUGCUUGCCUAUAUAAUGAAAACGGUUAUUAUUUUACAUAAUAUGAUAGUGGAGGAUGAGCGUCUUCCCGGUGAUUGGCCACAUGAAUAUGACUCACGUAGCAGGUCGGCACCGGUGAAUAUAUCGAGGGUAGGUACUGAGGAACUUUCCAGAAUGAGAGCUGCACAUCGGCGUCAUGCUAUACACAAUAAAGAAACACAUUUUCGCUUGCGUCAAGAUUUAAUCGAACACAUAUGGUCAAAUUUUGGAGAUAAUUAUUAA
Molecule: messenger RNA, 780 nt
Organism: Papaver somniferum (opium poppy)
Lineage: Eukaryota; Viridiplantae; Streptophyta; Magnoliopsida; Ranunculales; Papaveraceae
Exons: 2
Coding region: 1-780 (259 amino acids)
Source: RefSeq, a predicted model, not a curated record